Molecule: messenger RNA, 2233 nt
Organism: Ctenopharyngodon idella (grass carp)
Lineage: Eukaryota; Metazoa; Chordata; Actinopteri; Cypriniformes; Xenocyprididae
Product: cytochrome P450 2K1-like
Exons: 9
Coding region: 33-1577 (514 amino acids)
Biological process (GO): xenobiotic metabolic process
Cellular component (GO): intracellular membrane-bounded organelle; cytoplasm
Molecular function (GO): heme binding; oxidoreductase activity, acting on paired donors, with incorporation or reduction of molecular oxygen, reduced flavin or flavoprotein as one donor, and incorporation of one atom of oxygen; iron ion binding
Source: RefSeq, a predicted model, not a curated record
AAUCACAUGACAGCCCUCCCAUAUAAAAGCUUAUGGUUGCAUCUGGUAGAUGUUUAGCAGUUAAGGAUUGUAAAAUGGCUGUAAUCGAGUCACUUCUGCAGUUUCUCAGCGCAGGUACAUUACUGGGCGCUUUGCUGUUGAUUCUGGUUUUGUAUUCGCUUUCCUCUGGAUCCAGAUCUCAGAAAGAGGGGAAAGAGCCACCGGGACCCAAACCACUGCCGCUGCUGGGGAACCUGCUGACCCUUGACCUCAAGAGACCCUUUGACGCCUUUUGUGAGCUGUCCAAAACAUAUGGAAAUAUGUUCCAAGUGUUUUAUGGUCCUAAAAAAGUUUUGGUACUAGUUGGAUACAAAACAGUUAAACAAGCACUUGUGAACUAUGCAGAAGAGUUUAAGGACCGGGAUAUUAUGCCUGGAUUCUGGAUAGUAUCCAAAGGACAUGGAAUCCUCUUUUCCAAUGGAGAGAACUGGAAAGAGAUGCGACGAUUCGCUCUCAGCAACCUGCGGGACUUCGGGAUGGGCAAGAGAGGAAGUGAAGAGAAAAUCAUAGAGGAGAUUCAGUAUCUGAAAGGAGAGUUUGAUAAGUUUGAAGGGAAAGCCUUCGACACAACACAGCCUGUGAACUACGCUGUGUCAAACAUCAUCUCAUCUAUUGUGUACGGCAGCAGAUUUGAAUACACAGACCCUCGAUUCACAGAAAUGGUCGACAGGACAAAUGAAAAUAUUCAGAUUAGUGGAUCGGCUUCUAUGAUGCUUUACAAUACAUUUCCGUGGUUGGGUCCGUUCCUCAACAGCAAAAGGAUUAUUGUCAGAAAUGUGUUGAAAAAUAGAGCAGAAAUGACUAAGUUGAUCAAUGGGCUGCUGGAGACUCUGAAUCCACAGGACCGCAGAGGAUUUGUCGACUCCUUUCUCAUCCGCAAACAGAGUGAUGAGAAGGACUCGCACUUUCACCAGGAGAAUCUUCUUGCAACAGUGGGAAAUCUGUUUGCUGCUGGUACUGACACAACAGGAACGACUCUGCGCUGGGGUUUGAUGCUCAUGGCCAAAUACCCUCAUAUACAGGAUCGAGUUCAGGACGAGAUUGACGGAGUGAUCGGUCGACGUCAGCCAGUGGUGGACGACAGGAAGAAAUUGCCGUAUACAGACGCUGUGAUUCAUGAAACUCAGAGGCUGGCCAACAUAGUGCCCAUGAGUCUCCCUCAUAAGACCAGCUGUGAUGUUCACUUCAAUGGAUACUUCAUCAAAAAGGGUACCCCUGUCAUUCCUCUGCUGACGUCUGUUCUGAAGGAUCCAAACGAAUGGGAGAAACCGAACAGCUUUUACCCAGAACACUUCCUAGAUGAGAAGGGCCAGUUUGUCAAGAGAGAUGCUUUCAUGCCCUUUUCUGCAGGUCGAAGGAUUUGUUUGGGAGAGAGUUUGGCCAGUAUGGAGCUCUUCCUGUUCUUCACUUCCCUCCUUCAGAGCUACCGCUUCACAACUCCACCUGGAGUGUCUGGAGAUGACCUGGAUCUCAAAGGAAUAGUCGGAGUCACGUUGAAUCCGUCCCCACACAAGCUGUGUGCUAUCAGACGCUCCUGAUACUGGAUGAUCAAAACAGAAACAAUAUAUUUUACCUCAUUUUAAAUAAGAACUGGCAUUUGUUCUGAUUAAAUUCACAAAAUGUAAAUAUGUGAAAAACUUGCAAACCUUCUGCAAAAUCACUUCUGACUUUUUUAUUGCAUAAAACUCCUUGAGCAGCAGGUGCAUUCUGUGUUUGUUAAAUUUUUUAUGUUAAAUUUUAUCAUAAAAAAGGUAAUUAAAAAAAAAUGUAUGUUUUGUUUUCACACAAAAAUGAACCUCCUUUAAUAAAAUAACAUAAGCACAACUAUGUAAGACAAGAUUCGAUUUUAAAUAAUAAAAAAUUGAAGUGAAAUAAAAAAGGAUAAUCUCCAAGAUAUAUUUUCUUAAAAUAAACUUUUUGCUUAAUAUAAUUUUGUUUCUCACUUAUAUUCUCAUCUAUGCUGAAAUUUGUAAUUGCGAGGUCUACUAACUGAGCCAUGCUAACCAGCGUGCUGAACAUUAGUCUGUUUACUGGUGGAUAAAAAUGUAUCAAAUUGUUUCUGAUUUGCUGGAACAACACAAAAUGUCUUGCAAGAUAAAAAUGCUCUGUUAAUCUUUGCAAUUUGACAGAUUUUAUGCUAUUAUUCCACAUUAAUGAAAACAUAUUUGACAUACAAAAGCCUUGUCAAUGAUUC